AGUGCAUUUCAAUUUAUAAAGCUAACUUCAAAAUAUUAUAUCAGACGUCCUAACAACAUAUUUUUGUUUUUAUUUUAAAUUGAUAAUAAAACUUAUGUUAUAAUUUUGUUGCCCAACCGAUUGGUAAAUAUAAUAUUUAAUUUGACAGCUCACUUUUGUAAAGUAGCGCACAAGUAGAUCGGACAAGCUGAAUGCUUGAGCACUGUCAGUCCAUUAAAUACCGUUUAAUCCCAAGCAGCAAAGUAGCCACGUAAAAGCAUACGCCAACGCCAACGCCAAUAGCAAAAUAUGUACAAAAGUAAAGAAAUAGUUUAUUGUAAAUAGAGAGAAAAGGAACUAGAUUUUUGGGUUCUUGUGAUAAUAAAAAUGCUCAAGCGACAACCGCCACAACUGCGGAAAUGCAUGACGUGAGGGGCGUUCAAUAUCAGUAGUAAACACAACAAUCCAUCAUCACCAGCCGUCAUACGCACAAAAUGGACGAGAAACUAAAGUAUUCGCUGCUGCGCGGCGAACUUGUGGACACACAAAGUAUUUGGAGCAGGCAUGAGAAACGCGUCUGGUUCAUUACGCUGCUCACAGGCACUUGCAUGCUGUAUUCGACGCGUACCACGAUGCCGCUGCUGGUGCCUGCCGUGGCAGCUGCACAAAAGUGGAGCAAAACCGAUUCCGGCACAGUGCUCAGCUCCUUCUUCUGGGGCUACACGCUGACCCAAGUGAUGGGCGGCUAUUUCAGCGAUCGUUUUGGCGGGCAGCGUGUUAUAUUGUUUGCUGCCCUUGGCUGGUCUAUCAUCACAUUUUUAAUGCCCACAAUUAUCUGGUCGGCUGCAUCAGUAAAGAGUUAUACGAUACCGAUCAUUGUUACCAUACGCAUUCUUAAUGGUGCACUGCAGGGCGUGCAUUUUCCAAGCAUGAUCAGCUUGACAAGUCAGAACCUAUGUCAAAAUGAGCGCAGCAGCUUCUUUGGCCUGCUCACCUCUGGGUCGGCAAUGGGCACGCUUUUGACUGGCAUCAUGGGGUCCUUUGUGCUGGACUACUUUGGCUGGUCGUAUGUGUUCCGUGUGAUUGGAUUGAUGGGCUUCGCCUGGGCGCUGGUAUUGCGUUAUUAUGCCAUGGCUGGGGACCGAAACCGGAUCAUUAACAUCUCUACACCUGCGCGCUUGUGCGGCAACAAAGCGCCUACGGAAACGUCUGUGCCUUGGCUGCGUUUCUUUAGUCGGCUGCCAUUUUGGGCCUGUGUGCUGACACAUGCCUGCGAAAUGAACUGCUUCUUUGUGCUGCUCUCCUGGCUGCCCACAUAUUUCCACGAUGGAUUUCCCCAUGCCAAGGGCUGGGUUGUCAACAUGAUACCUUGGCUGGCAUUGCCGCCAUGUACCUUCUUUGCCAAGUACUUGACCACACGGCUCAUAGCCAGAGAAUGGUCCACAACGACAGUCCGAAAGCUAAUUCAAAGCUGUUGCUUUGCCGCGCAAAACGUGGCGCUUUUUGUGAUGAGCCGCACCACGGACUUCCACACGGCUUUAAUCUGUAUGACUAUCAUCAUUGGCGGGACAGGCUUCCACAACAAUGCGGUGACUGUGAAUCCUCAAGACUUGGCGCCCUUGCAUUCCGGCAGCGUAUUUGGCCUGAUGAACACUGUGGGUGCCAUACCCGGCUUCCUAGGCGUCUACCUGGCAGGCCACAUACUGGAGCUGACGCAGAGUUGGCCAAUGGUCUUUAGCGCGGCGGCUGGCAUUAAUUUGGUCGGUUGGAUCAUAUUUCUAGUCUUUGGCUCUGCUGAGGCUAUUAUUUAAUUAAUAUUACAUUACAUUCUCGUGACGAUUUCCAUGUACGGAAAAAUAUUUAUUAAAAUGUGUAGAUAGCUUAAGAGGUCAUAGUUUAUAAUUGAACAAAACUACUACAGUUUUAAGUGCAAAAUCACAAAUUAUAUGACGCAAACUAAA
Molecule: messenger RNA, 1940 nt
Organism: Drosophila hydei
Lineage: Eukaryota; Metazoa; Arthropoda; Insecta; Diptera; Drosophilidae
Gene: MFS18
Product: solute carrier family 17 member 9
Exons: 3
Coding region: 474-1790 (438 amino acids)
Biological process (GO): transmembrane transport
Molecular function (GO): transmembrane transporter activity
Source: RefSeq, a predicted model, not a curated record